Messenger RNA from Eucalyptus grandis, 1054 nucleotides. RefSeq names its product probable WRKY transcription factor 75. The record is from RefSeq and is a predicted model, not a curated record. Gene Ontology annotation, molecular function: sequence-specific DNA binding; DNA-binding transcription factor activity. The transcript is spliced from 2 exons. Gene Ontology annotation, biological process: regulation of DNA-templated transcription. NCBI's taxonomy places the organism in Eukaryota, Viridiplantae, Streptophyta, Magnoliopsida, Myrtales, Myrtaceae. Bases 186 to 764 code for a protein of 192 amino acids.
AGAAUCUAGAGGACCUGCUUAGCUCCUUUAUUAUUAUUUUCUUUUUGGCUCUCUUUUUCAUGCUCUCUUUCGGGCUCCCCGGCCGCCUUUCCCUCUAAUAUCAACACGUCAAAAGCAAUUCAAGACCAGAUUCUUCUCCUCCAUUUCUUCUUUCAUCCCCUCAUACGACCAACUGUUCGCACCUCAUGGAAAGACACCAGAUGUUGUUCCCGUGCCCGGCAGAUGUCAGGCCGCCCCCGCCCCAGCCGCCGCUGACCUCCUUCCCGUUCGCGUUCGAAGCCGGAGGUUCUCGUGUCCAGAGCAGCGCCGGCUUCGGCAGUCAUCUGAUGAGCUCGUCGGUCCACGGGUUCUUGGGAUUGAGCGGCGCUGAAGACGGGAUCGCCCAGAGAUCAAAGGCCGAGUACGAUGCUGCUCACGGGAGCUCGGUAUCCGGGGGUGCUGAGAAAAUUGGGAAGAAGAAGGGGGAGAAGAAGGUCCGAAGGCCGAGAAUCGCUUUCCAGACCCGGAGUCAGGUGGACAUACUGGACGAUGGUUAUCGAUGGAGGAAGUAUGGACAGAAAGCAGUCAAGAACAACAGAUUUCCCAGAAGUUACUAUCGCUGCACGCAUCCGGGAUGCAAUGUAAAGAAACAAGUCCAGAGGCUAAGCAAAGACGAGGGCAUGGUGGUGACCACCUACGAAGGGACUCACACCCAUCCCAUCCAAAAAUCGACUGAGAAUUUCGAACACAUCUUGAGUCAGAUGCAGAUCUACCCUCCCUUUUGAUUUGACCUAGAAUCUGCUCAAUCUUAAACCAAAUCAUCAUGUCUUAGCUGCAAGCACAUUGUAAAGAGAAACUUGCAUAAAUCACCAUCAUCAUGGUCAUCAUCACCAUCGAAUGCAAAAAUAAAUAGUCUUGAGAAAUCGAUGGACAACUAGAGGGGCCCAUAGGAUUUCUUAUACAGGUGUCAGGGUUUGGGUUCAUCGAUAUGUAUUUGUUAGUAUCAUUGUUGCUCAUCGUUGUAACUGUUUUUUAUAUAAUUAUUUAUAUAUUAUAAAAAGUGAUUUAUAGGGUA